Messenger RNA from Anoplopoma fimbria (sablefish), 3847 nucleotides. RefSeq names its product FH2 domain containing 1 (gene fhdc1). The record is from RefSeq and is a predicted model, not a curated record. Lineage: Eukaryota; Metazoa; Chordata; Actinopteri; Perciformes; Anoplopomatidae.
UGGUCAGAUAUAUUCAGUCUCUCAGCAUAGAGCUCAUAUGCUGACUGUUUAUCUCUGUGAUGCUUGUUAUGAGUUCACCCACAACCAAUGAGCCAGAGAGCUGCAGCAGCGAGGGGAGCAGCUGCACCACCUCCUCCAUCACCACCUCUGACCCGUCCUCUAUGUCCGGACACACUCGCACCGCCCCACCUUCCCUCGGCGACGCCCCUCACACCUCUAAGCAUGAAGCUCCCCCGCCUCCUCCGCUGCCGCCGCCCCCUCCGCCCCCCACCAACCACAACGCCCGGAAGAAGCGCCGCGUCCGCAGCUUCUUCUGGAAGCCGAUACCGGAGGAGAAGGUGCGAGGGAAGCCCAACAUCUGGACGAUGGCGGUGCGGCAGCAGCAGUACCAGAUAGAUGUUCGCUCCGUGGAGGAGCUGUUCGGGCAGCAGGAGGACACGGCGACGGGUAUACGAGGGGGGACACUGAACUCUGGAUCCUCGACCCGGGUCUCCAGGUCUCGCUCCUUCAAGGAGAGCAGCAAGGAUGAGAUCAGCAUCCUUGACUCCAAGAGGGGGAUGAAUGUGGGAAUUUUCCUGAAGCAGUUCAAGAAGUCCAACCGCUCCAUUGUUGAAGACAUCCGACGAGGAGAAGGGAAGACUUAUGGAGCGGAGCUGCUCAGAGACCUGCUGAAGCUCCUGCCUGACAUAGAGGAGAUCAAGAAACUCCAGGCGUUUAAAGGAGACCCGGACAAGCUGACACUGGUGGAUUCCUUUAUGUUCCUCUUGAUCCAGGUGCCUCGGUUCGAGGUUCGGAUCGAGGCCAUUGUCCUCCGCGAAGAGUUCUUCCCUUCCUGUACCGUGAUGAGCCGCGAGAUCGAUGUCGUCCGCGUCGCCACUAAAGAGCUGAUGAGCUGCGAGGAGCUUCAUGCCAUCCUGCAUCUGGUGCUGCAAGCCGGAAACAUCAUGAACGCUGGCGGUUACGCGGGCAACGCUGUGGGCUUCAAGCUUUCAUCUCUCCUCUCAUUGGCCGACACCAAAGCCAACAAGCCGGGGAUGAACCUGCUGCACUUUGUCGCCAUGGAGGCGAAGAAAAAAGACGAGAAGCUGCUCAAGUUUCCAGAGAAACUGCAGGAUGUCCAGAGUGCAACCAGAAUCUCAGUGGAAAACAUCGAGGUGGAGUUUUCCUCCUUAUAUGUUCGGAUUAAAACCCUGGAGGAGAAAAUUCAAGGAGACCAGGAGCUUCUGGAGAUGCUGGAGCCGUUUCUGCAGAGUUCAGCGCGGACGCUGCAGGACCUGAAGAGAUGCAGGCUGGACCUGCGUAAAGAGGGCAACGCUCUCAUCGACUUCUUUUGUGAAGACAAGGACACCUUUAAGCUGGACGAGUGCUUCCGCAUCUUCCAGGACUUCUGCAUCAAGUUCAAGAAAGCUGUGAAGGACAAUGCGGACCGUGAGUUAAAGGAAGCAGCCAGACAGCGUCGUCUGCGAGAGUUGGAGGAGAAGCGGUUCGCCUGGUCGGGUGCAGAUCAGAGCGGUGGAUUUGGUCGGAGCAGCAGCGAGAACGACGUGGAGAUGCUCACCAAGGAAGGCCUGCUGGACUUCUUCCAGCAGAGGUCUCAGAGCCCAAACAGUCCGCUGGGACGCUCCGCCAGCGCCCGCCGCCACCGUCACACCAUGACCUCCAUAGCGGACCGAGAUCUCCAUGGAUACCUGGAGCUAUUCGGAGGCUCUGGGAAUCCCACCGACUACUCCAAGUUCAACAGCCUACCUCGGUCGGGCCGGGCCGUGCAGCGGAGGACGACGCCCUGGAUCUUAGGCCAGGACGACAACCGUGAGCUGGGCUGCGACAGACAGGUGACGUCUCCAUGUGCGGAAACCGAGCCCAUCAGCCCGCUGGCCAGGUUUUCCUCCUCUGGGCUGAAUGAUAACGAACCAUACAACAACAAUAAUUACUCAUCUGUGUCAGAGGGCAGCGCUCUGCCUCGUCCCUUUGGUGUCUUUCAGAAAUCCGCCCAUCUCCCCAACCCAACCAUUAGCGGACACAUGAACGUCAGUUUGGAGACGCACACUUUAGUUAGAGUUCCCCAAGCUUUUGACCUCCCUAGUCCAAACAAUAACAGUAAUCCAAUGCACUUUGUCAACCACGGGGAUGUCGUGGUGAUUGAUUUAGAAAAGGAGAGACAGUCACUUCCUGUAAAUCUGGACAUCCUCCGACAUGGUAACGGUUUAGAAAGAGGAGCAGAUCCCAAGGUGGCCUGGGGAGGAAAAAUAGAUCCUCUCACACAGGCCGGCGUGUCUCCUGAGAGAGAAGAAGAGGACAACAGCACAUUUUCCUCAACAACCUGCGAUACUCCCCUCCCACUAGAUCCCUCUGUAUCCAAUAAGAAACCAAUGGUUUAUAUUCUAGACUGCACAGAAACAGACUGCUCUGUCACCUCUGAUUACUCUGAGGUCGAAAGCUUAUCUCUAACGAAAGAGGGACUUCACUUCAGAACGACUGGCUGCAGGAGAUCCGAUCCCAGCUCUCUGUCUUCUAAUUUGGAUUCCAUGUCGCCAAACAACCAGUCCACCUCAACCAGUGAGCUUUCGGCUCCAAAAUCUGUGGACGCAGCAUCCAUGACCCCGUCUGCUAUCACAGAAGAGUGGGACUCGGAGAGCUGCGACACGGCUGAGGGGAAACAAGCUGCGGAGAAAGAUGCACAGAGAAGCAGCAGAAAACCAGCGAAUGCAAAGAGCAAAGCGACGAAGAGCGGCGGAGGACGCAUCGUGCGAACGCUGACCAGCAGCGAGAGCCAGGGCAUGAGGAAAGUUGUGCCCAUUAGCAAGCUCACGAGGACGGGCGGCAUCAAGGCAGCAGAGAGAACUUUGGCGCAUGAUGGUGGAGAUUUGCGCCGGCCUCUCCGUGACCAGAGCACCCCGGCGAGAGGACGGAGCGAGAGGACCACAAGACCUCCUCGACACUCCAGUCUGCCUCCGGAUGAGUCCAAAGCUCAGAGGGGAGGCAUCACGGCCGGCGUUUCCAGAUGGGCACGCGAUUCGACCCCGAGAAAGGCUUCCACGCACAAGCCGAGCGCCAAACCGCUCAGGAACAUCCCCAAGGCUGCGCCCGAGGAGAAGAUGUGUCGCUCCACCAUGAGAGCGCUGGCUCAGGCCCAGGCUCAGGCCCAGGCCCAGGCUCAGGCUCAGGCUCAGGCCCAGGCUCAGGCUCAGGGUGGAGCUUCCUCUGAGACCAGCAGCUGUCACACGCUCAGUGCGAAGACCUCCUCCGACCUCCCCAGCUUCGCCCGCAACACCGUGGCUUCGACCUCCAGGACCAAGAAGGAGCUGGCUGCACCGUCCGUCCCCUCCACCCCGUCUCGCAGCCCCUCGCUUCCAGGUCGGCAAACCCCGGUGAAGCAGAACAGGUUGUCGCCAGCGGUUCAGACCAGCGAGGAGCGGCCACAAGGGACAAGCCUGCGACGGGUGCAAAGCGUGAAGGCAACGAGUCGCAGCGCCCACCGCAGCGAGACUCCACCGCCACCCCCAACGCGGGAAGAUGUUCGCAAGACUCAUAGCUUUUCUGAAAAGUCUGUAUAUUCUAGAGACCUGAUGACGCCCGGCAGAGGUGCUAAACCAGGCUGGAAAUAAAGCAAAUGUGGUAGAAACAAGACUGCAAAAAGACCAGAAAGAAGAGACACUUUGAUGUAAACGUUCUUCGCCUUCUACAAUGCAGACGAAUCCUCUCAUAUCAUGCAAAAGACAGGAAUCCAAAAAGACGUUUUAAGCUAUUCUCACACUUGCGGUUCCUCCAGUAGCUGAUUCUGUAUCAGGUUUACGAAUUACAAAGAGCACGAUGCAAUGAACUGCUCCGCAAGUUCCUGUUUUUGUUG